GAAUGCCCAAAAUCCUGGGGAAUAUUCCACUUUCCCUAUACAUUACAUUACAUACACGCCGGAGCGGCAUUUCUUUCGUCCUCUCCAAACCGUGUAAAUAAACGGGAACCUUCUAUCCUCCCCCUUUUGGGUUCGGUCCUCCUCCGUCCGUCGCCGUCGUCAAACCUCAAGCGCGACGUGUGUAAACGGCCCGCGCCUUCGGCAGACGCCAACAACAGACUCAGACUAUACUCGCAGCAGAAAGGUUAGUUAGCUGAGCUCCGCGGGGGGUCGAACCGAGACUCUUCGUCGCGCGCGCCGCAGGGCCAGCCCAGCAGGCGGCGGACGCGAAAGCUUGCUCAGCUCUGUGUUCACCGGCGGCACGGGCCGUCCCGGCGAUGGAAUCCUUCGGUGUCCCUCCUGCGCCCGUGGCGGCGCCGGAGAAGAGGAAGAAGCCGCUCGACCUCAAGGACCCCGUCCCCGCCGCCGCCGCCGCCGCCGCCAACGGCGGCGGCGCCACCAAGGCGUCCCCAGCGGCGAAGUGGGCGGAGAAGAAGAAGCUGGUGGGCGGCGACGCCGGCUACGUGCUCGAGGACGUGCCGCACCUCACGGAUUACCUGCCCCAGCUCCCGACAUACCCGAACCCCCUCCAAGACAACCCGGCGUAUUCAGUCGUCAAGCAGUACUUCGUCAACCCAGACGACACCGUCACGCAGAAGAUCGUUGUUCACAAGACCAGCGCCAGGGGCACCCACUUCCGGCGCGCCGGGCCACGGCAGCGGGUGUACUUCCAGCCCGACGAGGUGAACGCCGCCAUCGUCACCUGCGGCGGGCUCUGCCCCGGCUUGAACACCGUCAUCCGUGAGCUUGUCUGCGGCCUGUAUGACAUGUACGGCGUCACCAGUGUCGUUGGCAUAGAGGGUGGAUACAAGGGUUUCUAUUCCAAAAACACGGUCGCGUUGACACCGAGAUCAGUGAACGGCAUCCACAAGAGAGGCGGGACGGUCCUGGGAACGUCGAGAGGAGGGCAUGACACUGCCAAGAUUGUUGACUGUCUUCAGGACCGUGGUAUUAACCAGGUCUAUAUUAUCGGCGGCGACGGUACUCAGAAAGGCGCCUCUGUGAUUUACGAGGAAGUCCGUAGACGGGGCCUCAAAUGCGCUGUGGUCGGCGUCCCAAAGACCAUCGAUAAUGACAUCGCGGUGAUCGACAAGUCGUUCGGAUUUGACACUGCCGUGGAGGAGGCCCAGAGGGCCAUCAACGCUGCUCAUGUCGAGGCUGAGAGUGCAGAGAACGGCAUCGGUGUCGUGAAGCUGAUGGGUCGCAACAGCGGUUUCAUUGCCAUGUACGCUACUCUAGCUAGCCGCGACGUGGACUGUUGCUUAAUCCCGGAGUCGCCCUUCUACCUUGAAGGGAAGGGAGGGCUCCUUGAGUUUGUCGAGAGACGGCUCAAGGACAACGGACACAUGGUCAUCGUGGUGGCCGAGGGUGCUGGACAGGAUCUCAUCGCGAAAAGCAUGAAUUCCGUGGACACCCAGGAUGCUUCGGGAAAUAAGCUGCUUCUGGAUGUUGGCCUCUGGCUAUCCCAGAAGAUAAAGGAUCAUUUCAAGAAGAAGCCCCGUUUCCCGAUAACUCUCAAGUACAUCGACCCGACUUACAUGAUCCGCGCCGUCAGUUCAAACGCUUCCGACAACGUCUACUGCACUCUGCUAGCCCACAGCGCGCUCCAUGGCGCCAUGGCGGGGUACACCGGCUUCAUCGUCGCUCCGGUCAAUGGCAGACACGCCUACAUCCCGUUCUAUAGGAUCACCGAGAAGCAGAACAAGGUGGUGAUCACGGACCGGAUGUGGGCGAGGGUGCUGUGCUCGACGAACCAGCCCUGCUUCCUGAGCCACGAGGACGUGGAGAACAUGAAGCACGACGACGACGAGCACCACCUGCACAACACGCUGCUCCUGGACUCGCCGGAAAACUCGUCCAAAUGAAAUGGGGCACAAGACUUGUUUUGCUUUUUUGGGUGCUGGCGUUGUAGAGAUUAGCGACCGCUAUAUGAUAGGGUUGGAUAAUGUGAGCAUUUUGUAAUAAUAUAAGCUUCCUGAAGU
Zea mays is the source of this 2081-nucleotide messenger RNA. Its product is annotated as 6-phosphofructokinase 2. The transcript is spliced from 11 exons. NCBI's taxonomy places the organism in Eukaryota, Viridiplantae, Streptophyta, Magnoliopsida, Poales, Poaceae. The record is from RefSeq and is marked provisional. Gene Ontology annotation, biological process: glycolytic process; fructose 6-phosphate metabolic process. Gene Ontology annotation, molecular function: 6-phosphofructokinase activity; ATP binding. Bases 378 to 1964 code for a protein of 528 amino acids.